GACAUUUCGCAGGGUUCUACUGUAUGUGGCUGGACGCGACUGUCGGUCUCGCUGUGCGGUGAUGGUGUUCAGAUCCGCGGCUGUGCGCGCUGGAGAAACGUCAAAAACCAGGAAACGCAGUGAGAAGUGAGAGAAAGUGGAGUAAACAGAAGUGAAUCCUGUCAGCGUGUUUGCGGUAAGAUGGACUCGAGUUCCCCCAUAGUGAACGGGGACCUGUCUCACCACGCUCAGUCUCAGAUCGCCGGCGCGCCAAAUGUGGAGGAGACGCUCCAGCAGAUGAACAUCCUCAUCAAGGAGAACCGUGAGCUCAAAGAAGCUCUAAAGCAAACCAACAUGUCGAUGAAGGAGAGGUUUGAGGGUCUGUCUGCCUGGAAGGAGAAGCAGAGGGAGGAGAGAGGGUUCCUGGAGAAGCGACUCGAGGAGGCCAAACAAAGAGUCCAAGCUCUGGACAGGGAGAACGAGCUGCUGAAGAAACAUGUGCAGGAAAUGGAGAAACAGCAUACCGGUGCAGAGGAGACCAAGGCGUUGAUGAGUCAGAUCGCCCGUCUGCAGGCUGAGAAGAAUGACCUGGUGGCCAUAAACUCUGAACUUCAGUUGAAGAUGAGCCAGGGUUCUCCGGAAGAUUCCUUCAUUGAGAUUCGCAUUGCAGAAGGUGAGAUGAACGUGACCAGAGACUUACCUCCUCAGAAAGACCUUUCUGCAUCUUGCACGACUAAACUGGACAUGACUGUGUCUCGUCUGGAAUCAGAAGAGCAGACGGUGAGUCAGCUCCUGCAGUCUCUGAGAGUCGAGACGCAGCAAAAAGAGAAACUGCAACUCCAACUACAGGCUGCACAGAAGAGGAUUGCAGAACUGGAGAUGAAGGAACUCAACAGAGAGAGUGAAACCCAGACAUCUUUGCCCUGCGUGACCACUGCACAGGAAACUCAGAGCAAGAUCUCUCAGGAGGAAUCAGCCAAAUCUGCCUCUGAGGUUGAGAACCUGAAAACUCAGCUAAUGAGCUUGUUUAAUGAGCUCCAGCAGGCCCAGAGUAAGCUGGACGAGGCGGAGAACAUGAAGAAGAACCUCCAGGACAGGUGUAAGGAGCUGGAGCAGGACCUGUGCACACUGAAGACCCAGCUCGGGGAGAGGGAGCAGCUGCAGGCUGAGAACGACAGAGUGAAGGUGCAGCUGGAGAGCAUGCAGGCUGCCAACAAACUGGAGCAGAAGAAGGUCCAGGAGGAAAGGACUGCUAUGGCCCAGCUGAAGGAUGCGUACACCAAGCUGUUUGAGGAUUAUGAAGAACUUCAGCAGGAGAACAAGAAACGACAGGGAAACGUAUCACGGGAGGAGUACGGUGAUCUCCAGACCAGAAUGGCUGCAGCCGAGCAAGCUCUGGCGGACAAGCAGCAGAAGAUCGAUUUGAUGAAGCAGGAGCUGUGUGAGAAGGACAAAGAGCUGGACACCGUGUCUGUGUUUAAGGCUCAGGCAGAGGUGUAUUCCUCAGACUUCUACGCCGAACGAGCUGCGAGGGAGAAGAUUCACGAGGAGAAAGAGCGCCUGGCUGCUCAGCUGGAGUUCAUCAAGAAGCAGAACAUCCAGCUACAAGAUGAGGUGGAGUCCAUGGGCAGGCAGUCUAUGAGUGAGAUGCAGAGAAGACACAUGUCUCGUGGUGGAAACCCAGCCGAUCAUCAGGGGGCCAGGGUUGACUGGCAGCAGCCGGUCAAUAUUCCCGAGCAUGCCUGUCCUAAAUGUGGGGAAGUCCUUCCUGACCUGGACACUUUGCAAAUCCACAUCAUGGACUGCAUCAUCUGAGCCUCGACAGCCUGUCAGGAGUCGUACAAGUCUUCACCUGAGUGACACGACAAACAGGACAGCGGGAUCUCGUGUACUAAUCACAUUCACAAUACAUACAAACCCCUGCAUUCAUAUUUAACAUAAUCUCUAUAAAGAAUUUCGAUCAAAUAACUCUCCAGUCGCUCUGCAGAUCUAAUUAUUUGCUGUUCUUAAGUAUGUAGCAGAAAAGACAAAUGACGAGGGAGAGUGAUCUGUAUAUCCUGCAGUAAGAGGUUUUUGAUUUUAAAUGGUCAUGAUGCAAAUGAACUUCAAACAAGAGGUUGGAAAAAAAUGUCAACUGCUGCCUGUUGAAGAGCUGGGAGCUAUAUAUUUUUUAUUUAUAUAAUAUAUAUAUACAGCAGAGAGAAACAAAAAAGAA
Messenger RNA from Clarias gariepinus (North African catfish), 2194 nucleotides. RefSeq names its product optineurin (gene optn). Bases 181 to 1794 code for a protein of 537 amino acids. Gene Ontology annotation, cellular component: cytoplasm; nucleus; Golgi apparatus. The transcript is spliced from 14 exons. Gene Ontology annotation, biological process: protein localization to Golgi apparatus; regulation of canonical NF-kappaB signal transduction; Golgi ribbon formation. Lineage: Eukaryota; Metazoa; Chordata; Actinopteri; Siluriformes; Clariidae. Gene Ontology annotation, molecular function: K63-linked polyubiquitin modification-dependent protein binding. The record is from RefSeq and is a predicted model, not a curated record.